This is a messenger RNA of Pseudo-nitzschia multistriata, 4252 nucleotides long. Lineage: Eukaryota; Bacillariophyta; Bacillariophyceae; Bacillariales; Bacillariaceae. The record is from the annotation of a GenBank genome assembly.
CAAAACACRGCCCACCACACCAGUUGAUCCGUUGAUCGAAAAAUCACCACGAGCGCAAGUUCGGYAGCACCACGACCCACCGUUCGCCGCCACGAUGGACGAACACGACGACGACAUGCUGUACGACGACGACUACCGGCCGCCCACGAGCGGGGGGGAUGGUCCGGGCCUUAGGGGGGAAGGUCCCGGUGCCGUGGUGGCCACCCCGGAAAGCCGGGCCACGGGCGCGGCUCGCUACGACGGCAAAGACGACGACAACGACAACGACGACGAUCCCCUGGCGCAGGCCGAGGCCGCGGCCGCCGCCGCGGAGGUGGCCGCCAUGGAGGGAGGAACCGGCCCCUCCGCAAGCGSCCGGGGGCGGGACGCGACGGCCGACCGGGCCCUGAUGGGGGCCCACCAGGACGCCGACGGCGGGGACAACGCCGUGGCGGCCUACGAGGUCCUGGACGAGAGCGGGGAGCUGGUCCGGGGGGCCUUUGAGGAGUUUCUGCAAAACUAGUGAGUCCGGCAUGGGAUGGCGUGGCACGACAUGGCAGAACAUGGCAUUGCAUGGCACCGCGGGAGUAGAGUGGGCGUAGCAAGGCUGUGUUUGUGUUUCUCUUUGUCGUUGAUGUUGUUUGGUGUUCUUUUUGCUGCGUUGUGUGCUGCGCUUUGUGCUGCCGCUAUGAUGCGCCCAGGAAAGACAUGAUAGGAAACACACGGCAACUCAAGAGRGAUUAUUUGGUCAUUACAUGAAACAAAAAGCAAAUCGAUCGAUCGAUACUUACUAGAUUCGGUUCAUUCGAAAUGGUCUCAAACCGCACGAGACUCAAAUUUUCGAAUGCAUUUUCAUUGUCUCUCACACACGCCUUGAAUACCAAAUUCACUCUAAUUUUGUCGAAAUCAACUCAACUUCGUUCUACGAAAUCCAAUCCAAUGCAACGCAAUCCAAUACAACUCUGGAACUAACAGCAAACAAGCAGUCAACACGGACGAUGGUGAACAGCAGCAGCAGAGCCACGAUGACAGCGACAGCGAACACAGCACCGAAUACAUCUAUCCCUACCAGGAGCAAGCCGAUUUGCUGGCCAAGCGACAACUGAAACGCCGGCAAUACAACGCCAACAAUGCCUUUCASGAGGACAGCGACGACGAGGACGAGGAGGACAACCGCCACAAUUCGUCCCACGGAUUCGCCAAYACGCUCUUUGUCAAUUUCGCGCACUUGCUCAGGGACGAUCCGGAACUCGCCGAGGCCAUCCAGGGGGAGUUCUGCCGGUUCGAAAUGCACCUUCGCAGGGCCGUUUUGGGCUUUGUUGUGGACCGGCACCCGUCCCUGAACCGGUACAUCGAGCGGGGGAACGGCGGGGGGGGAAGGGGCAACAACACCCCGACGGAUCCCCUCGUCUUUUUCGUCGCCUUUUACAACUGCCUCCCGAGCCAAAUGAAAUCGGUCCGGGGCCUCCGGAUGGAACUGGUGGGGUCACUGGUGAGCCUACAGGGAACCAUCACCCGGACCUCGGACGUCCGGCCGGAGCUGCUGGUGGCCUCCUUUCGGUGCGAUAAGUGCGGUUUGCUGGCCGAAAAGAUCCCCCAGAACUACCACUUUACCCGCCCUACGCUGUGCCGGAACCCCCGCUGCAAGAACAAGUCCCCCAUGCGUUUUACGCUCGAGGCCACCCGAUCGGAGUUUGUCGACUGGCAGAAGCUCCGGGUGCAGGAGUCCGCCCACCAGAUCCCUUCGGGAUCGAUGCCCCGGUCGACGGACGUCAUCCUUCGGAACGAAAUGGUCGAGCGCUGCAAGGCCGGGGACAAGUGCGUCUUUACCGGGACGCUGGUGGUGCUACCGGACGGGAGCGCCCUGGCCCGGKCCGGGGACUCGGUGACCUCCACCAAGGCACCGGGCUACAAGACGAGCGACGCGGCCUCGGGGGGCGGCGGCGGGGUCAAGGGCCUGUCCGCKCUGGGGGUCAGGGAGCUGACCUACCGGACCUGCUUCGUGGCCACUUCCGUCAUGAGCCUCGAAUCGACCAAGCAGGCCAACACCAACGAGCAGGUCAUGGCGGGGGCCCUGUACGGAACCACCAGUGACCGGUCCGCCUCCCUGGACGACGACCCGACCACCAAGCAGGUAGCGAUGGAGAUGACGACCGCCCAGCGGGCCGAGCUCCGGGCCAUGCGGAACUCCCCGCGCCUGUAUGAGCAGAUGGUCGAUUCGUUGGUCCCCGCCACCUUUGGGCACCGGGAGGUCAAGAAGGGGAUUCUCCUCAUGCUGCUGGGGGGUGUCCACAAGACGACGGGCGACGGGAUCAAGCUGCGGGGGGACAUCAACUGCUGCAUCAUCGGGGACCCCUCCACCGCCAAGUCGCAGUUCCUCAAAUACGUCCAUUCCUUUCUGCCGAACCGGACCGUCUACACCUCCGGAAAGGCCUCGUCSGCGGCCGGUCUCACGGCGGCSGUCCAGCGGGAUUCCGACACGGGUGAAUUCUGCRUCGAGGCCGGGGCCCUCAUGCUGGCCGACAACGGGAUCUGCUGCAUCGACGAGUUUGACAAGAUGGACGAGCGCGACCAGGUGGCCAUCCACGAGGCGAUGGAACAGCAGACGAUCUCCAUCACCAAGGCCGGGAUCCAGGCCACCCUCAACGCCCGGGCCUCGAUCCUGGCGGCCGCCAAUCCCAUCUAUGGCCGUUACGACCGCACCAAGACCCUCAAGGCAAACGUGACGCUGUCGGCCCCCAUCCURAGCCGAUUCGAUUUGUUUUUCGUAGUGCUCGACGACUGCAACCCGGAAACCGACCGUCAGGUCGCCAAGCACAUUCUGAAGGUYCACCGCGGCGAGGACCACGACGAUCCCGCCAAAAAGGCCCCCUUUACGAUGGACCAGAURCGCCGGUACAUCAAGUUUGCCCGGACCCUGCACCCAAAAAUCACGCCGGAGUCCCAAAGGGUCAUGGUGGAGUGCUACCGCAAGCUUCGACAGGGGGACUCGCUCGGSCGGUCCCGGUCGGCCUACCGGAUCACCGUCCGCCAGCUAGAGUCGAUGGUCCGGCUGUCCGAGGCCCUUGCCAGGCURCACUGCUGUGACGAGAUCACCCCGGCCUUUGUCCGGGAGGCCUACCGGCUGCUCAAGACUUCGAUCAUCCAGGUGGAAACCAGAGACAUAGAAGUCGACGACGACGACGAUGAUUAUGGCGAUUACGGCGGUGGCGAUGGGGUACUGGAGCAAGGGGACGACGGCGACGASGACAGCGACAACGGCGGCGGACCGGACUCGCAGAUGCCGGACAGCCAGGGGCUGGAAACACAGCAACCGCAACACGUCUACCGACCGGGAGAAUACGUUGGAGAGGAGCGACAGCCAGCGGAGCCACCAGCCGCCAGCGAUGAAGGAGCGGGAGACACGGCCCCUGGGAUGGAUGCGACGGGGGUGAGCCCKCCAGAACCAAAGGCCGAAACGGACGACUCGGGAGCAAAAGCGGGCAAGAAAAAGAAGAAGAAAAAGAAGAAAACCAAGAUUUCCUUCGAGGAAUACGAGGCCAUUACGAACGCCAUUGCCUGCCACCUCCGGGCCCUGGAGGAGGAGCAGAUCGAGAAGUCGGUUGGGGGCGCGAUAACCGACCAGACCUACUGGACCUGGAAGCAGGCCUCGRACUGGUAUCUSGAGCAGGUCGAGCGCGACAUUGGGGACUCUGUGGAGCAGCUCGAUGCGAUGCGGAAAAAGGUAAACCUGGUGAUCAAGCGUCUCAUCGAGGUCGACCGGAUCCUAGUAACCGUGGGGGACGUUCCCAGGAGCAAAAAGGAAGAAGGGAAAACACUGCUGGCGGUCCACCCAAACUACGAAAUCAGCUAGUGGAAGUCUUUCGGAAGUUAAAAGAAACUGGUACUUGUUUUGUCCCUCAAGUCCUUACACGAUGCGUGUGGGUUUCUUCGACUUCGCUGUUGGUCCGCAACUCAUUGCUCUUUGCUUGUUUAUCAACACAAUAAGAUUCCGAAGUCAACUWUUGGCGCUCUAAKUAUUCGUAUUAGUGUCUACUAGAAAAAAAUUCUCAAAAWCAGGGGAAGACGACACGGGAAAAUGGCGCUAGACCAGCAGAUUGCCAAGUCAGCAUAUUCCACAUUCGUACUAGUCUUCGCAAGCAAAAUGGCAUCCAAAACCGAUGAAAACUCGUUUUUGUAUCGACACUCAAGGAACAAAACGUUGUGUCUGCCGUAGGUAUGAAUAUUGUUUGAAUACUUUUUUUUCAAUGAAGAAUAAAGACUAGAAGAGUAA